Tympanuchus pallidicinctus (lesser prairie-chicken) is the source of this 1462-nucleotide messenger RNA. It is a transcript of the gene FREY1, whose product is annotated as Frey regulator of sperm-oocyte fusion 1. Lineage: Eukaryota; Metazoa; Chordata; Aves; Galliformes; Phasianidae. The record is from RefSeq and is a predicted model, not a curated record. The transcript has 4 exons. The coding region runs from base 1076 to 1345 and encodes 89 amino acids.
UAUCGUCCUUUAGAAGCCUUUUGCUCUGGCCUAAUUGGGCAGAGCCCUGCAUGUUGCUUAGCUGAUGGCUGUGUCUGUAACUCCAGGUGCCUGCCUGGUUCAGUCCCAAGUUUCCUGGGGUUCAUCUUGAGGCUAGGAGAGCUGCACUUUGUAGGCUGCUUUCUAGUACCCUAUGCAUACUAAAUAGGAUUGCAGAAUGGCUGCCAUCCGGUGCUUAGGGACUUGGCCAAGGGCAGAGAAGAGAACUGAAGGAUUGAGCAAAUACUGUUGUGCAGCAUUUAAUAAAGGGUCUAGCUGAGGUCUGGACAGCUAUGGCCAUAUUCAUUAUCACCUCUGCUCAUGUAAGACAUCAGUUUAGCUAGUCACCCAGAACAGGGUGUAGCCAGCCCCUGGCACUGGGCUGCCUGGAGAGCAGCAGCUCACCUGUGCACCCAACUCUGGGAGCCAGAAACCUGCCAGUGAUGCCACCUGGUUCUGACCAAUGGUGAAUUGGCCAUGUGAGUGACAGCAGUCCUACCUAAACCAUCCUCAGGGGCCUCCCAGGAUACAGGAGUCACAGCCCCUCUUCCCCUACCCCAGUUUGGCUGCUAAGGUGAGGUACAUCCCCUUACUAGGCCAUGUAGUAAGGGGAUCUAGGGCUUGGUACUGCAUGGCAUCUGUGUUACCACCACAUGGCAAAAUGAAAGUCAUGAACUGAGUGAACUGUGCUCCAUUCAUUUGGGAAUUUGAAAAGGAGGGAGUGCAAGAAGAUAAAGCCUAGAAAGAAGAGAACCAAAAAAGAAAUUCUUUACUGUGAGGGUGGUGAGACAGUGGAACAGGUUGCCCCAUGAGGUUGUGGAUGCCUCUUCCCUGGAAGCAUUCAAGGCCAGGCUGGAUGGGGCUUUGAGCAACCUGGUCUAGAGGGAGGUGUCCCUGCCUACUGGAGGGGGGGUGGAACUACAUGAUCUUAAAGGUCCCUUCCAACCCAAACCAUUCUAUGAUUCUAAGUACAGGAGAGGAAAAGUUCUUGGGCUACCUGGUGGUUCCUCUGUGACCUCAGUGCAGAAUGUGACAGUGGUGGGUACCAGAGCUCAGCAUGCAGUGCUGGCUCUUGCUGCUCACUGUGCUACUGGGGGCUGUGCUCCCUCUGCCCCUGCGCCAAAGCUAUUUUGUCCCUGAAGACUUCUCUGCCCCCUUAGAACUCCCACAGCAGCACUUUGGCUUGGUGGAUGAUUAUGGCAUUAAACCAAAACAGCCUCACUUCAGGACCGUAACACCCCGGGAACAGCCAGCAGGACUGCAGAGGGCUGGCAAAACCAAACGUGAUGAGCUUGACUUGGAGUACUACUAUGAUGCUCAGCUGUGAGGGACAGCAGGGCACUCAGCUUCUGUGUCUUCAUCCUGCAAGAGUCUGACUCCGCCAGUGCAUUAGAAGUCACCCCUGAGGGAUGUGACGGGAAGCUGAGCCAUGGUCACAGCGAGG